Molecule: messenger RNA, 984 nt
Organism: Eutrema salsugineum
Lineage: Eukaryota; Viridiplantae; Streptophyta; Magnoliopsida; Brassicales; Brassicaceae
Product: transcription factor bHLH19
Exons: 2
Coding region: 27-860 (277 amino acids)
Molecular function (GO): protein dimerization activity
Source: RefSeq, a predicted model, not a curated record
UUCAUCGGUUCUUGCUCAAUUCGGACAUGGAUGAAGAUUUCUGCUUAGCUGAUUUCUCACUAGAAGACAUUGAUUUCGACUUUAAUUUUAACGAAGAAAUCAGUCUAUUACCUGACGAAGCGAGCAUGCAUACACAAAGGAUUCAACGUUCAUCAGAUUUUGAUAAUCAAAUGCGUCUUGGGUUCCUCAAAGAGAAGCCGAAGCCUGCGGUCAAUAACAAGCCACAAAUGAUUUCUUUCGAUUUUUUUAGUAAUGUUUCUUCUUCGCCACGUGGAACCAAAAGAAAAGCAUGUUCUCCUGCCACAAGAUCUCCGGUUCUCGCCAAAGAACAUGUUCUGGCUGAAAGAAAACGUCGUGAGAAGCUUUCGGAAAAGUUCAUUGCCCUCUCAGCUCUUCUUCCAGGUCUUAAGAAGGCAGACAAAAUAACGGUUCUUGAUGAUGCGAUUUCACGUAUGAAACAACUCCAAGAACAACUAAGAAACCUCAAUGAAGAGAAAGAAGCAACAAGAGAAAUGGAAUCAUUGAUUCUUGUGAAGAGAUCUAAAGUUUUUCUCGACGAGGAACCUUACCUCUCGCCUUCUCCUUCAGAUCAUGAUCAGCUUGAUCAAGCAUUACCAGAAAUCGAAGCCAAAGUAUCGCAAAAUGAGGUUCUUAUCCGAAUCCAUUGCGAGAAGACGAAAGGAUGCAUGUUUAACAUACUAAACACGAUAGAGAAUCUUCAAUUGCACAUCGUUAAUAGUGUCAUAUUGCCAUUCGGAGACUCGACCCUUGACAUUACAGUCCUUGCACAGAUUGACAAAGAUUUCUCGGUGAGUGUACUUAAGGAUCUUGUAAGGAACCUGAGACUCGCAAUGGCUUAGUCUUCUUCAAAGUUUUAGUAAUUGACUGUACAUUGAUGCCAAUGGUUCAGCCGUGGAGAAUGAAACGACGACAAUUUCCUCGAUUUGCUGUCUUUUCACUGCUAUAAUUUUUAAUAUUUUUGAA